Molecule: messenger RNA, 3263 nt
Organism: Polypterus senegalus (gray bichir)
Lineage: Eukaryota; Metazoa; Chordata; Cladistia; Polypteriformes; Polypteridae
Product: zinc finger protein 664-like
Exons: 3
Coding region: 669-2048 (459 amino acids)
Biological process (GO): regulation of transcription by RNA polymerase II
Cellular component (GO): nucleus
Molecular function (GO): RNA polymerase II cis-regulatory region sequence-specific DNA binding; DNA-binding transcription activator activity, RNA polymerase II-specific
Source: RefSeq, a predicted model, not a curated record
GACUGAGCGGGAAGCAGAGCGAGAGGCUGCGCGUGCACGAGAUCAACGAUAGGCUAAAGAUGCACGGGCAAGAAGACGUGAAUACCAACGGCGGCUUAAUUUCUGCACGAAACACAACGCGACCAUGACUUAUCUAACAGUCACUGACAUCUACUGAACUCCACAAGACUCCUGCGACUGUAAUGGGUAGUAAACUCACGAUGGAGCGACUGUCUGCCUCCAUCGUGUCACCGUAAAGGCGGCCAACAGGCACCUCAGUACGUCGCCCCGUCCUGACUACCAAGUCUGGCUUUGUCUCAUGUUCCGAACUUUUCCUUCUUUUUAUUGCCCGAAAGAAACUGACAGAGAACACGUGGAAGUAGGAGAAAGGACGCAAAACGACGUCAUCUGUAAGCGACGAGAACUCGUGACCCCGCCCACUCACCCGCAAAGGCUUAGUGUUAGGAAUCUCGUCUCUUGGACUGCGUGGACAGCUGUGUGUGGCACGCGUCUGCAAAAAGGAAAGAAGAGAAAGACGGGAGAGAAAGAGUAUCGAUAGAAAGGCGCCUGCUUCCCAGUUCUUAUGGUUUUCAAUGGCCUCCAUGUCAGGGCUGUCCAUGUGAGAAGAGAAGGCACUUGGGGAAGAGAAGAGUUUUACACAGAGUACGGCCACAGGCAAACAAGUUGGCAUGGAUGAAAGACUGGAACACAUUAAGCAAGAGGACUGUGAGUGGAAUGCACCAGAGAAUUUGUGUUUGAAGCUCGAAGAUUGUGAGGGAGGAAUUUCAGGUUUUAAAGAGGAAGAGUCUGAGGGGGAACUGGUUCAGGUUAAAGUCGAGGAUCCGGAGCACUUUUCAGUUAGUUGUGAAGUGGACAACCAUGAAACUGGGCACAUCUUCAAGCAAGGUUUUUCUGAAGAAUCGCACUCCAGUUUACCACCAUGGUUCGGUAACUCAGGACAACUACCCACCCAGCCCAAUUCUAUGGAGAUGAAAUCUGAGUUAUUUGAGCUUGAGGAAAAAUUCAAUAAAGGAAAUGUGAAAAAAGUAGAAGAGCAACAACCAUCUGGGAGUGCUGGAAUAAAUUUCCAGGAGAAUGGCAUUGUCUUUCCUGAACAGAAUCAGAACAACUGGAAUAUAAAUAAAUUAACAAAAGAAUCAGAGAAUUUGACAACAGCCUCUUUGCAGUGCAGUUCUUUUUCUGUUGUGAGUCAAAUACAGACAGAAGCCUUUGGCACUGACCAACAAGAAGUUCAUAAUACAGGUGAAGAGGUCUUGUGUGCGGAAAAACAUGGAAAAACUUUCAAAAACAAAUCUGAUUGUAAAGACCACAAGACGAACCUCACAAGAGUGAAAUCUCAUUGCUGUUCUGAAUGUGACAAAAGAUUCUCCCACAGUAGCUCCCUUCAUAAACAUAGGCGAAUUCACACUGGAGAGAAGUCAUAUUGCUGCUCUGAAUGUGGCAAACGAUUCUAUGAGAGUGGCUCUCUUCAGAAGCACAAACGAAUCCAUACAGGAGAGAAGCCCUAUUGUUGUUCUGAAUGUGGUAAAAGAUUCCUCUGUAGUGGCAGUCUAUACAACCACACAAGCCUUCACAAAGGAUUGAAGCCAUAUUGCUGUUCUGAUUGUGGCAAAAGAUUCCCUUACAGUAGCCAUCUUCAGAGACAUGCAAGAAUUCAUACUGGAGAAAAGCCAUUUUCCUGUCCUGAAUGUGGCAAACGAUUCUCAGACAGCAGCUCUGUUCAGAAGCACACGCGAUUUCAUACUGGAGAGAAGCCAUAUCAUUGUUCUGAAUGUGGUAAAAGAUUUCCUUAUUACGGUAGUCUUUACAACCACCUAAGUGUUCAUACAGGAGAGAAGCGAUAUUGCUGUUCUGAAUGUGGCAAAAGAUUUCACUAUAACUGCAAUCUUCAGAACCAUGCAAGAAUUCACACAGGAGAGAAGCCUAAUUGCUGUUCUGAAUGUGGGAAAAGAUUCUUCAGUAAAAGCGGCCUUCAUAAUCAUUCAAAAAUUCACAGUAUGGGAAACCCAGUUGCUGUUUUAAAUGUGGUAAAUGAUUCUCCCUUUUAAAUAAUUACCAUAGGCUCUUAAGAAUCUAUAGUGGAGAGAAGACUUAUUGGUGUUGUGAGUGUGGUAAACGAUUCCUAAACAGCAGUCUGUUUCAUAAUUAUAUAAUAAUUCAUACUAGUGAGAAGCCUUUUAGCUGUUCUAAAAGUGCAAGCGAUUCUCUGACUCCAGGAAUCUAAAUGACCACAUGACAAUUCACACUAUGCGCUUCAUAUGAACUCCAUAAGGAAGCACUAAUAGGGACAAUGCAAGUACUAUGAUGAGCCCUGGCAGCAAAUGUAAGAGAAUAACAACAGUAGACAUGCAAAAAUCAUUUUAUGAAACAAGCAAAUGGUUCCCUCCCACACUGAAAUUAAGUAAUCCAAGCCAUUUUGAGAAUUGAACCCUGAGAAAAAAGCUGAAGCUGUAUGCUGGAGGUUGUAACAGCCAGUCCAAAAAAGGUAAAUGUUAAAGGCACUUACGUUUCUGCUCAAGUGGAAUUCAUUUUCUACAGCUACGUAGAUUAUAGAAGACUUCUGUUUCCUCCCCUAUAAGAUGGCAUGUUAAUGAACCUCCCCAGUACUCAGCCUGUAUGUCUGAUGUAACGGCAGAUGAUCUCAGUUAUAUACAAACAUGAACGGUCAGAUUAGAUGAGAUUGUUUGGAGUGUUCUAGAGGCAUGUGGUUUUCUGAACGUAUGUUGUAGUUCAUGUUCUAAUACUUGUUAUUAACAGCGUAAAUACAUCAACUGAAAGAAAUAUAGCUAAGAUGUAUAAGCCUUAAAAUGAAAUGUCUUAAACAAGAAGUUAAAUUGUGUGUGUGUGUGUGUGUAAUAUUAAUUUUCUUUUCAUUUCGAUGUUGUGCUUUUGCUUUGAAUAUCACCAAAACUUAAAAGAAAACACUUGGACUUUGGGGAUAUGUUUUGUACACGUCGUACUCAAAGCUCAGAACCUUCCAGCAGGAUUUUUGUACACCUGAAGAAACGCAGCACCAUUUGUAAGUCAGAAAACGGUCAGGAGAAAUUUCAGAAAAGAAAUGGAUAAAGCUAAAGACCUGUGACAAACUAAUAGGUGUGAAAAAUUAUGUGCACCCCAUGAAUCUAUUUUAAACUUAUGCGGACAUAUAAAGAUUUCAGUUUCAUUUAAACAAGAUAAAGGUGAUGUAAUUUAAAUAAUAAUAAUAAUAAUAAUAAUAAUAAUAAUGAACAUUUCACAUUGCAUUAAUGUUCCCACCUUAAUAA